Molecule: messenger RNA, 9078 nt
Organism: Culex pipiens pallens (northern house mosquito)
Lineage: Eukaryota; Metazoa; Arthropoda; Insecta; Diptera; Culicidae
Exons: 13
Coding region: 499-8781 (2760 amino acids)
Source: RefSeq, a predicted model, not a curated record
GACCAGCGGCGGUGACGAUCUGCGUUCAAGUUCUAAAAACAGUCGCCAGAGGUGGGGGCGAGUUCUGGUUGAGCGGCAUCAGUUUAAAAGUGCAUUAUUGGAUGCUUCCGGCGUGGCGGUAUUAGAAUUUGUAGAGAGUGACCAAAGUGACAAACUGGGGGACGCCGGGUCUGUUUUGGUCUCGUCUGUUUGUGACGGGGGCAAAUUAAUGGUUUAUUACAGGUUAUGGUGCGACAGUGACAAGUCACGGAAUAUGGAAUACGGUGUGAAUACCCUCUACAAAGUGUGAAAUGCCUGUUACCAAAGAAGAAAAUCAGUGUAAAUUUGAUGGAAAUGUGUGCAGUUAGAAAUGAAAAAUAUGAUGGAGUUUUCAGUCUAGAAAAGUGCAUUUAUCAAAUUAAGUCAAUAUAAAAAUAUGUGAAAAUGUUUGUUCUGUGAAGCUGCGACAAUCAAGUCAAGUUUGUUAAAAAAGUAAUUUUGAGAAAAAAAUAAAUCAAGAUGAAGCGAAACGAUACUCGAGAAGGAAAUUCUACGGCGACGACCGUGUACAGAAUAUUGCAGAGUCCGGCCCCGAUCUGCAUGUUCUACUUUGCUCACCCGUUCGGAAUUUCCUCCCCGGCCACGGUGUCCACUUCGAGCAAAUCCGUGACCACUACCAAGCAGCCACCACCGGCCCCGGCGGCCACCACAAAGUCGGAACAAAACCGAAAACCGGUUCCCCUUCCGGCGCCCAAGUACCAAGAACAGCGGCAACCUUCGAAGACGGAAAUUGUCCGCCAACGGCCGGACACCCGGGAUGGUGGUGGCGGCGGAGGUGGAACCAACGCUCCCGUUGGCCCGAAGAAAACCAACGGAAUGACCGCGGUGAGACCGGAAAAGGUGGUGCCCCCUCCGAAAGUCACCACUCCGGGACCCAAACCCGGUGAAAAUCGGGGCAAACUGAAGCGGUCCAAACAUUGCACCAACGUGUCGUCGUCGGUGGCCGAUCCGGCGGCGAAGGCCCCAGUGCCGCUGACGGUCAAACCGCACGCCAAAACGAAGAAACGGUCCAACGUGAUCGAGCUGGACCACCGGCAGACGCACCUGACGCCGUGGCCCAGCACCAUCUGGAAUCGGGACUUUUUGAUUCCGCCGCUGCUGCAGGUGCUGGCGAAGCAGCAUGGUCGCAAAAUACCGGACAUCGAGCAGAUUUUGCGCACCGUUCGAUCUGCCUGGAACACCCCGAAAUCUCAGCGCUCGCUUCUGCAGAGCCAGGACAGCCGCGACUCGUCCGCGUCCAACUGGGACCUAUCGAGCUCGUGCGAUAGCCACUACUGUGACCAGGGACGCCACUACGCCAGGAUGGGUGCCGGAACGUACGCCACCGUGAUGGGUGGCCCCGGGCCGGGGCUACUCCGGAGGCGUUACUCGGUGCCGGAAAUCAUCAUGAGGAAACACACUCUGGCCCAGCAGAAACCCACCGCCGAGGAGCUGCUACUGUGCGACACGAACCACAACACCAUUGGGGCGGCCAACAAGAACUCGUCCUGCUACCAGUCGCCGUGCCACAGCACCCCUAGUCCCCAACCUGGGCGGGGGCCGUUGACACGUGCCAGCAGCAAGCAGGGUUCACCCGUUCCCGCGACACCACCUCCCCGCAGUCAGCACCGGAAAUCGAUUACGAGGGCGGCCAGCAGCGUGGACGGUGGGGGAGCGGGAGGGAACCACGUGGCCACCACGGCCGGGCCUCCAUCGCCGCUAAUUUCGACCGGGUCCGAGUCGAAUUUGGCCGCGAUGAAGCAGCAACAGCAGCUGCGUCAAGGUGGUAUUAGUCGUAAUCAAAAGUGUAGUAGUGUAAAUGGUAUAAAUAGUAGCACGGGUGGGGUCAACGGGGUGGGAGGUGCCUUGGGUGGAGGAGUGGGGUCGGGGGCGGACUUUUCGAUGAGAAAAUCGACCCUGCUGCGACGGAUGUGGAGCAAAGAAAUGCGAAGGUACGACCGGUCCGGCAGUUGGUCACCACCGUUGAGACGGGCACCACGACGGAUCUACAGUAUUGAGAGUAUUCUACCGCCGGACGGGUUGUUGGGUGGUGAUGGGGGUAGUGGGGCCAGUAGCGACGGGAGUAGCUGCGUGACAACCUCGGCGACCUCGUGCAAGGAAUGUGCCAAGUUGGAGAGUCAGUACAACGGGAACGCGCGAACGGGCAAGUUGGUGGCCCAAGAAUCUCCGAAGCGGCUCCGGUUGGCGGCCUCGUUGAACAAUAUCAAUAAUAACCUUCAGAAGGUUGACUUUGUGGAGGGUGCGGAGGAAGAGGGAUUGAGUUGUGGCAGCACCCCAAACAGGAAUCUGAUAUCCAGUGAGGGUUUGGGGGACGACAGUGUGAGUGUAGCGACUACGAAGAGUUCUAAACCGGAGGUAUCCAGUACGACUGGGACCACUGCCAGCACGCCACUGAUACGGGCCCGCAAGCAUACGGAGAAGACGACCUCCAAAUCGAGAGGUUUCGUCUUCAUGAGUGGUGCAGCCACUAUUGCUCCAGCCUCCCCAAGUUGUGACGUAGAGUUGGACGAGGCAGAUCUCACCAGCAGCACCUCCUCUAUUGCGUCUCAGGCGUGUGCCAGGCCUGUCGGCGGCCUCACUGCUGGCAGCACUGGCACCAUCCUUGAAGCGACCGAAGAGGGCACGCUAAUCGAUAACGAAGACGACGACGGUGCCAGUACGAUUCUGAACGGCCAGGACAACGAAAGUGAGUUGAGCGAAUUUUUGCACGCGGAAGCCCAAUCGCAAAAUGAUUGUCAAGAUCCUGUGGCGGGCGGUGUUCAGCGUAAUCGUGAUUCUGAUGCUUAUGUACAUCCUCGAGAACGUGACAAGACUGCUGGUCGUGAUGCACCACCAGGACAAACUGAUGCAGUGAAGGUCACCGCCGCCGGUCAGUUCCCCCUGAAGAAGAAGCAAUCGCGUCGUGGCAGUAACGCCAGCAGUAGUGCCCUCAGUGCCGUGGACAGUAGUACGGACAGUGAAAGUGUGUACAAUGGUGCGAAAAAUGAUGACCGGCUCGACGAGUACAUCUCGAACCUCCUCGUAGACAACCUGAACAAUCUGCUCGACAACGCAAGAGAGGUCGUAACUGUGGUCGCUGGCUCCGCCGUAGACCAGAAGAAUAAUAACAAAGUGGUGGAAGUGGAACCAAAAUCGAUAGAGCAAGUUGAAGUCGUUGCUGCCGAACCAAGUGAGAUGAAGCAAAAGUCCGAGGGCAAGUACAUUGGCGGGGGAGGUGGCGUAGUGUGCAACUCCCCUCCAGAUCCGGGCAGUAAGCUCAAGCAUCAGCUCAGCAAGGACAAGGACAGUGAGAAGGAAAAUGAAGAUACCAUUAAUAACAAUCAGGGGACGACGACCAACGGCAAGGUCAACAUUAAUUACGUGCGCAAGAAGAACGGUUUCGGUGAGAAGAAACCCAACGCCAACGGGUUCUACCUGGUGUCCAAGAACGGGUCCCGGGACUCGGACGGACUACCCUCGGAGAUCGACCUGAACGGGAAGUACUACUUCCCCACGUACGGCGUCGAAACCGACCCCUCCGACCACACGGACAUCGCCUCCGAGCCAGAAGUGCAAAUAAUGGGCAAAAUCGGAACCGGCUCGAUCUACCGAGAAAACGUCAACGGACGGUACGGGAUCGUGCCGCGAAUCUCCGCGCUUCCCCGAACCGAAUCGAUGGAAGUACAACCGUCCUCGACCUCCGCCGAGGAAGAAUUCGACGAACUGCUCGAACGAAACGGAGGCUCCGACUCGGACACCCCCAGUCUGGUGGACAGUUUGGACGAGGUUGAGGUCGCUCCUCGACGACCCCGCAAAAAAUCCCUCGCCACACCGUCUCCAGCUCCAGCGGAACCGUCCGCAGCGGAGACAACCACCAAGACCGAGUCCACGACCAGCUCGGACAAGUCUCCGCGACACGAAAAGGGCGAAGCGUUCUUCGUGCCCAUUCAGGACCCGCAUGUGAUAAUCGACGAGCAUAUCGUAGUGGCCGAUGCGAUGCCGCUGCGGAUCAAAGAGCGACUCAACAACCGCCAGCGGUUGAUGAUCUGGCGUAAGGAGCAGGAGAGCUUGAAAAAGCACCGCAAGCUCAUGCGCAUGAUAGAGCAGAAGAAGUUUUACGGGGAACCUGCGAUCCAUGUGAUAUCGACUAUCGAUCGUGCCAUCAGCAGGAAGGAGUUCAUUCCACCGUCUGAAAAGAAGCGAGUUUUUGGACAGACGGCUGGACCGUUCACUCCGAAGGUGAACAAAACUAAAAAGAAGAACAGCGCACUAAGGACCGAGCUCGGUAUGCUGGAAUCGUACAAAAUCGACGCCAGAGGUAAUAUGCAAAUCCAGAACCCGGCCGCUGCAAGCCCCAGCGGUGCAACGACUAGCGGCAAAAAGGUCGCCAAAAGCCCGUGGGGCCAAGCAGCUGAACGCAGACAAACCAAGGUCGUCACCACAGAAGUGUAUGCCGCUCCGACACCAUCCGCCAAAUCAUCACUGCAAACUGCCACGACAUCGGCAUCGUCCUCCAAAACGCCCAAAAAGACUCCAAUCGACCCGCGCCGCAAGCAAGUGCUCAAAGAUGUCCAGCAGAUGACGCUGUACCAACAGCCAGACCUCACCCCGGAUAUCGAGCGAGGUCCACGGCGAAUGUACCAGAAGACCGAGAUUCAAGAAGGCGACAAACAUAUCGAAAUCCUGGAGAUUGUCGAGUGCGCCGACAGUGCUCCGGGAACGGCAGCUUACCACCGGAGGGCACCCCGAGUGCGUAGCGCCGGAAAUCGAUCGGCUAAACGGUCCAGAAUCCCUGUACCAAUCUACAAGUGGGGUCUAUACAGGAGGAAUAAUUACUCUCGCGAAAAUAGUCCUCUAACCGGGGCCGGAAGCAACCCGAAAGUCGAUCGCAUGAUCGCCGACCUGUUGAUCGAAGCGUUGAGCAAUCCAGAUGACGUCGGUGUCAAAUUCAUCAAGUCCCCGGAGGAACUCAAAGAAAAAACCAAACGAUCCCCGAACAAUCGUAAAACCAACCCCUCCAACAACGCCACAACUCCACGCCGUUCAGCCAACAGUGGCAAGUACACCCAACGCUUCGAGGUCAUCCCCGAGGAACGCAGCAGCGUCUCGGUGGGAUCCUCCACCGAAGAACUGUCCGCCAAUCGCAAAAAACACGCCUCCCCUCGCCGGGUCAGCUUCGAAGAAAACCACAAAAUCCUCAACCUGGACGAGUUCCAACCACCCAAAGCCACGACAACCACAACAACUCUGAGUCCCAAAAUGGCCGCCACCUCUCCAAAACCAUCCCCAAAGCCAUCGCCCAGCAAGUCGACGGCGGCCAAACCGGCAACCUCCACCUCACCCAAGGCACCCGCUCUCAAGAAGAACACCACCACGACGACGACCAGCCGCGGAAAGGCGGCCAUCCAGUCCGAGGUGGUCGAGGAGAAGGGCUGGAUCGGGUUCACCACCCAGCAUGAGGACCUGGCCACUCCGGUCAACGGCGGCGGCGUCGGCGACGGCGGCGAGGAAGAUGAAGUUCAAAAUCGGGCUCUAUUUGUUCAUAUAAUUUUCCAUACAAAUUUGGCAGCUCAUGCGCGUAGUAGAAAGAACCUUGUAAAAACGAUCAUCACUGGCAACACUGCACGCCACGACCACGUAGUAGAUCACUUCCAUCACCAUCAGAGUGUGAACAUUGCCGUGGGUGCCACGGCGACGGUGGCGACGGCGGAUGUGAGACGGACACUCACCGCCGGCUCGGUCACGUCCGUCGAUCGGAUCCGGUCCACGGUGGCCACAGUUGGAUCGGGGGAUUUGCAUGACAGCGGCAGUGUGGCCAACCACUUGGCAAUCACCGCAACCCGUAGACUGACCAGUGGUGAAUUUUCAGACGAAUCGUGCUUCACCGACAGUUUGAACACGAAACCAUCACCGAUGCGGAAGGUCCGCGAGCAGCUAACGAAUCCGGAGCACGAGUACAAAUCUACGGCCGAAUCUGUAAAAGAGGUAACCAACGCCAACGUAGAGAACCACCAUUGCGACUGUAGUGAGUCCAUCCUUCCCUACCGCCAGAUCCGCGAGGAGAACGCGUGGCACGUGUACGAAUCUGGAGAUUGUAAGGUGAUCCAGUCGAAGAUCGAGUACUACGAAACGUCAAUCCAUCGGACGCCCCUCACGGAAAAUGCGCAAGGAUUGUUUGGUCAUCUGGCGGAUCGAACACCGGAAUCUUUAAGAUCGGCACUCAUGAGAACCAACUUUGACAACAUGGAACUGGUUCGUCACGAACCAGCCAGGGUCGAUGAAGGCAGACUACAUCCGACCUCGUCGGAUACACUGGACAGUCGUCACAUCCCAGCGAUACCUGCGUUACGCACACCAGCGUUGAGCGAGGAACCGCCCAAAACGUCGGAAACCUGCAGCAGUUGCUGCUUCUGCAACCCAGAGCUGCACAAACACAACGGAAAUCCUCCCGACAGCUGCUUCUACUGCCAAGCCAAAGCACAUACCCCCAGCAAACACUUCCCGGCUCCUCCAACACCGCCGAACAUCCAAAUGUCCCCAAUUCCACCCUCACCCAAGACACCGAUCUUUGAGCUAACCCCAACUCCAACCCUGCAAGAGAUCCCACUCCCUAGCAAGAAGAAUCCCGAACCCCAACCUUCCACCCCCAAACCGGACAACCCCUCAGAAACGGCCAGCGGCGAGAACAUCCCCGGCACCAGCACAACCACCACCACUUCCACCUCAAUUAACGGCCUCUACACCGAGACUACGAAAAAGACUGAUCACACCCACACCAAGACCAAAACCAAAACCUCCGACACCGUCAGUACAAAGUGUUCCAAAACCAACGAAAAGAUCAAACGCUCCUACGUGCCAUCGACCGGACCAGACUCGGAACAUCCGCUGGAGGAACUCUCCAAGAAGCUGACCCGCAAAAAGUCCGAAACAACAGUCCUAAACCGGCCCAAAAAUAUCAACAACCUGCACCGACCUCCCACCGUGGUCCACACGGUCCAGAAGGAGGUCAAGAACGAACUCAAAACCCCCAUCAAGGUCCUGCCCAAAACGGCCAAAGAGUUCAGCAACCGCAAGGAACGCGACAAGCAGAUCACCCUGAACCUCCCGCUCGACCACGAACCCCCGCCGCCCCCCAAACAACCGACGGAAAAGUCCAAGACCACCCUCGGCUUCGAGAACCUCCACCGACCCCCGAAAGACCCCAAAACAAGGUGCGCCUCGUCCCAAAGCUACGACGAAACCACCACCUCCUCAAGCUCAACGGACACCAGCCCCAACUCGAGCCCCUUCAAGAAGUGCACCGCCGCGAACGGUUCCACCCCACUCCAACCGGCCGCCAGUCGCUGGAAGCACAACUCCGAGCGGAACCUGACCCAGCUGACCAUGCAGAAGAUCACCACGGCCAGCAAGUGGGGCAACAAGUGGCGCAAGGCUGCCCGCCAGCACGAACAUUCCCCGGCGCCGCCAUCAGGCCACCAGCAGCGUGGGGACAGCGGCCUGAGUCCCGUUCGGAGCAAUGGAGCAAGUGGGCAGAUGGGCGCCGGGACAAGUGCCGCGACGGCGACAACGAUGACACAGGCGGCCAGUGUGGCGGCGAUCGCGCCGUCCAGCAUCGUCGGAGGGAUCAGUCAGAGCACGUCGAACCAAGGUUGGACCGUAACGGUCGCGGGCAACUACAACCCGGACAUGGCCCCGGACGUGGAGAUGCGACUCAGUUUCCCCAAACAACAGACCCAAGUCAACGGUACCGGAGCAAACGGCGCCCUGCUCGGCAACGGUGGAAGUCCCGCACGGCGUGGUGCCAGCGGAAAACGUGCCCCAGCCAACGGGCAUCCGUCGCCGGUCAACGGACAUGGUGCCAUGAAUGGCCACGACACGCGCACGAAGCAGUACAUCGAGGACACGCACCACAUUCCGGGCCGGGGUGGCCAAAACUACGCCCUGCUAGACGACGACAGCUACGUGGGCGGAGGCAACGGCCGUGGGAAUGGUGGACGGGCCGCCCUGCCACCCCCUCCACCGCAACCCGGAUUGAACCCGAAGCGGACGCUGUCCCGGGCGGACGGGCAUGCUGGUGGCGGUGGCAAAGAUUAUCGUCUUCCCAAUGUUGGCACAUCGAACAACGUUCCCGGAAGACAGACCACAAAGAAGGGGAUCAAGGUAACAAUGGCAAUUGUGGCCUCGGCAACGACCAGAACCGUUGCCAAAAACUACCACAUGCUCUCCCAUCAGCACGAACACCAGCAGCAACAGCAGCAUCACUUCCAGCCGGCGAUGCUGCCGUCGAGUCCAAACUAUCCGUACUACCACCAUCAACAGCACCAGCAAUCGCUGUUGGCCGCUGCCGGCCAGGGUCCACCUCCGGGGACCACGACGACGACCAUGACCUCGAUGACCACCGGUGGAGCACGUGGUGGCGGCGGCGGCGGCGGUAGACAACGUGCCAGUUCCUUCCAAUCACUUCAUCAUCCCUCAUUGCAAAAUGGCCACGGCGGGGUCGGAGGUGGCAAGUACCCUCCCUCCAACUCGCACCAGCCGCGCUGUCAUGAUCCAUCAUCAGUCAUAGACUACGGAAGUAACGCAUUCUACGGUGGCCGCCGGAUGUCCCUGGACAGUCCCCACGGCAUGGUCGGCGCAGAUCUGUCCGUGAUGGGGAACGCGAUCGCCCCGGAGCACAAGCCCAAGGUGCCGACCAUGAGCGAGCGGGACCUAACGCGGAGGCACAACCCGUGCUACACCCGGAACCAGCCGUACUUUUCGUAGAUCUUCGUCGUUUGUUCGUUCGUUCAAGUUGUUUCGUUAGUUGUUCGUUCAGUCAAAGUUAUUGAUUCUCUUGUUUAGCAAAGUGAAGCAAAAUUUAAAAAAGUAAUUUUUUAAGGAAUUUUUUCUUCUGUAGCAUAGUCUAGUCAUUAUGUUUAACUAGUUGGGUUAUUACGUUUCGUGAAUGCCAUUUUACAGUAAUGAAACAAUGAAAUAUCAAAGUAUUAAAUUAGCUGGCAGCCACGUUCCACAGUUCAUGAGUAUUCCAGUGCAAAUAAAGAAAAUAUUUGAUCAAAUUUA